GAUGUGAUACGUCGCCCAAUCUUAUGGUGCAAAAUACUUAGACCUCCGGAAGACCUAAACAUCGACUUGCCUAUGAAUGUUCGAGUGAUUGUAUUCCGUGGACGACUGAAGGGAAUGUUUGGCAAGGUGGUUGGCAGUUACAAUGGACGAGUUUUCAUACAGACUUUGGAUGGGUCCAUGCCGCGAUACCACCCGGCGAUUAAUAAGUUCGAGUGGAAAUAUUUCGUCGAAGAUGCGGAAUGCCUGUACAUAUGGCGAAUGCAUCAAACCCCGGAACAAGUAUACCCCGAAGGAUUUUACGAAAAAUUAACGUCUCGAGGCUGCUGAAGGUGGCGAAUCUAUUCGUAAGCUGGAGACCGCACCGACUUUGGAGAACAUCGAAAUGGGCCUAGUGAAAGGGGAAAGCAAUAUCGAAUCGAAACGAUAGACGGAAACUUUCAACAUCAACACAAACGUGUUUUUAUUUUUCCUGCGUGUGACCACUCAAAUUGUGUGCAUGGUUCUGUUUGUUUUCGUUUUUAUGUAUUAUUAUUUAUUUGAUGCAUUAAACUGCAAUAGUUUAUCCGAUUAUGUUAUUUUCUUUAGCGUACGAAAGAAAUGUUCCCUGCUACACCACAGCAUUUAACGCAUUUGCUAGAAGAUCUAGUGAUAUCGCCUCUAAAACUCUCGCAUUUUUUAAUGUGCUAUCGUUAUGCAUUUUAUACAUUUUCAUUCUGCAAUAUAUUGUUUUAUUAUCCGGGUACCUUUUAUCCGAUUAUCCCAUUAUCCGUGCAGCUCGGACCAGUACCAAUGAUAGCAAGAAAUAAAAGCCACAACAGGCAAUUAUACUAUUUGCUCAAGUUAUGCUCAAACAGAACAGAUUUAUUUUGCAAAGGGCAAAGAAAAUUAACAUCUUGCUUAACACACUAAACACUAAUAUUUAUCAAUAAACAGAUUUGUUUGAUCCGAUGAUCCGUGAUAUUCGUUUAUCCGGCAAUGGCUGUGUCCCGAUGAAGACGGAUAAUCGGCGUUCCACUGUAUAUGGUUCCAUGCGGCUCACGAAAAUAUCGUUUCUAAGUUUCAAGCCAAUGUCUCACCGUGUUUAUUAAAUAAAUCUGACAUUACAUUACAAAAAAAAACAGAUUCAGAUGGAUAAACAACAUUCAAAAAUAAAAGAAAAAAAAUUUGGCGUUCAUCUUUCCGGUUACAUAACUGACUGCUGAAAUUUGGUCGUUUUUUCAUGAAGAUAGAGUAUGAAGAGAUUGAUCGUGAAUGAGGUGUGAACGAGACAGUUUGAAAAAUUUCCUUAGUUUGACAUAAUUAAAAUUAAAAAACAUAAUUAAAAAGAUGUCUCCAGCCCAUGUCUACACGACGUGCUCGACCGUGAGCAGGCCAGAUAAGAAUUAAAAAGAGAACAUGCUUCCUUAAUCCAUACUGUUUUAUUUUUGUGUGUGUGAAUUUGCACACAUAUGACAAGAAAGUCAACCCGUAAAUCUUGCGUUUAUAUAUGUAGGUGUUGAAUUCCAUGUAACCAUGGUUACAUUCUAAGCAACCAAUGACAUAUUCAGAACAUUUUUUGGCUAGCUGCCGCUAGGAGCAAAUUGUCAUGUUUUUUCUCGUUCUAUCAAACUAACCAAAGCGAAACAGCAUGAUGAUUUUGCUAGUUGUCUCGUUGAGUUGCGUCCAACAAUCGCAGUAGCAUGCGCAUAUCCGGUUAUUCAGGCCAGUGUACAAGAGGCAUUACCUUAAAAGUAAAGACGUCAAUUAUUAACGGCCGAGUACAGAGUGGAGCAGCAGCACUUUUGGGAACAUGGCAAGUAACAAACGAAACACGUUCCAGCUGACCAAUAGCAACUUCCGAAUUGGGAUGUUUGUGAGUGCUCCCGGACAUCCAGUUGCUCUCGUUCUUGGUGAAUGUAACAACGGUCCGACACAUAAGAUCCUGUUGCUGUCCAGUGGGCAACUCGUAACGCAGCCCGUGGGGUUGUGUCGCAUCAUUGAGCCACCAGCAAAUCCCAAUCGCUCCAUUUUCAUGAAUAGACGGGUGCGUAUCACGAGCGGAGAAAUGGAGGGCGUGUACGGCGUGGUGCUUGGAAUCCACAAUGACCUAGCUUAUGUAUGUGCCUUGGAGGGUUUAGAAUUGGUCGGUAACACUCCAAGGAAUCCUACCAACGACGUCUGCUACUUCUUUGAAAAUGUGUCAUACCUGAAAAUUGUGUCAGACGAAAACCCGCCACGAAUGUGA
Anopheles funestus (African malaria mosquito) is the source of this 2224-nucleotide messenger RNA. RefSeq lists its product as uncharacterized. The record is from RefSeq and is a predicted model, not a curated record. The coding region runs from base 1790 to 2224 and encodes 144 amino acids. The transcript has 2 exons. Lineage: Eukaryota; Metazoa; Arthropoda; Insecta; Diptera; Culicidae.